Loxodonta africana (African savanna elephant) is the source of this 2374-nucleotide messenger RNA. It is a transcript of the gene NME4, whose product is annotated as NME/NM23 nucleoside diphosphate kinase 4. Bases 1 to 936 code for a protein of 311 amino acids. NCBI's taxonomy places the organism in Eukaryota, Metazoa, Chordata, Mammalia, Proboscidea, Elephantidae. The record is from RefSeq and is a predicted model, not a curated record. The transcript has 6 exons. Gene Ontology annotation, molecular function: nucleoside diphosphate kinase activity.
AUGCGAGAGGAGAAGCACCCCAAACGCUUCCUUCGGGCGCUGCGAGUCCACCGGGCAGAAGGGUCUGUGAGUUCGCGUGCACCCCGGCAUAAGGACGGCGGAGUAGGAUGUGGCGGUCUCGUGGAGGCCCGUGGAGGAACGGCAGCCUCUACCCGGGACCCGACGGAGUUGCCCCCACCCUUCAGCGGAGUUCUGCUCCGCCCUCGAUCCCGGGGUCGGGGUCCUGGGCUGGCCGGCGCCGAUGAGCGGGACGCAAACCCUGCGCCCUGCCACCAGCCUCUCUGUCCAGGUCUGGGCCGGAUCCACCGCGCAGGGGAGCAGCUCGUGGGCCGGGGUCAUGCGGUCUUUUUUGGGGUGCACCGCGCUGCGGCGGCUGUUGUGCGGCUCACCCUGGUGGCAGUAAAUCCAGAUGGGGUGCAACGGAGGCUGGUGGGGGACGUGACCCAGUGCUUUGAGAGGCGUGGCUUCAAGCUGAUUAGGAUGAAGAUGCUGCAGGUACCAGAGGCCUCCUGGGGGGCCGGGGGCAGGGGGGGCUGGCGGGCCUCCAGAGGCACCUCUCACCCCCUCACUCACCCUUCCCCCUCCUGUAUUACCCAGGUGCGGGAGAGUGUCCUUGCUGAACAUUACCAUGACCUUCAGAGGAAGCCCUUCUACCCAGCCCUCAUCAGCUACAAGAGUUCUGGCCCCAUGGUGGCCAUGGUCUGGGAAGGCCACAACGUGGUCCACACCUCAAGGGCCAUGAUCGAAGACACAGAUGCGGCUGAAGCCGCCCCAGGGACCAUCAGGGGAGACUUCGGCAUCCAUAUCAGCAGGAACAUCAUCUACACCAGCGACUCUGUGGAGAGGGCUCAGAGGGAGAUCGGGCUGUGGUUCCAGAGCAGUGAGCUGGUGGACUGGCUGGACCGGAGCCCCCACAGCAGUAUCCUCCCAGCCUGAGGGCUCCAGCUGCUUUUGUCCCCCCCUGUAUGGACAGGACCAACUACCUCUGUCAACAAGACUCAGCCCACACCCACGCUCUCUGCCCACCUUUCCAAACCACCUCCCUGGCAACCUUCUGCCCCAGAUGGGUCGAGGUGUUUGAGCCAUCAACUUUAUCUGCCUUUUUGUGUACUAAUCCAGCACCAGAUUAGACCAAAUCCUUUCUGUACCAAAGUGCUGGACAACUUUUGGAGUAUUUUCAAGAGGGUAGUGUGACCUAUACUCCCCCAAGGGAGACAUCAAAAUUCAGUGUGCGCUGUGUAUGUGUGGUUGAUUUGCUUAUGGCAGACAGUUGUGAACACCUUGAGGGCAAAAAUGAAACUUACUGUCUCCCGUUCCCAGUAGGGGAUCAUAACUUUGUUGAGUGCAUGAGCCAGGCAGGGGUCCAGAGACCUCCAGUUUGAAAUGGGGGGAGCAGUUCUGGUCCCCAUCUGGCCUGGCUAUGUGGGAAGGGAGGCUACAGAGGGAGAGGGGCAGGUGGGGGUGUGGCCGCUUGGAGCUGGAACCACCUCCAGGGCAGAAGUCCGUAACUGGUCCCCCUCCUGAGGCUGGCUGGAACAGCUGGGCGUCCUUUUCCAGUUAACACCCCACGCCUCACCCCUGGGUCCUGAAGCUACCUGGUCACCUGUCACAGGUUGUGGACACGUUAUACCUGGUGAGGUUACUUAAUCUAGCCUUUGGUGUCAUGGUGAUGGGUGUCCAAGCAUUGACCGCUGCCUAAUCCACCAUAGGAGGGGAGAGAUGAAGGGCCGUGACCUUUAUGACCAUAAGGAGGGCCACUGUGGGAGGUGGCACUGGGCAGGUGCCUUUUGGGUCUGGCAACGCGUGGGAAAGGCGUUCGUUUUUCUGUUUCCUCGGGCUCUAGGUUUUCCCCCACCCACCAUAUUUACGCAACAGACCCACCACAUUUAUGCUUUUCUGCCCUCUUUAACUCGGUGGAUUGCUGCGCGCCCCCAGCCAGGCGUUUUAAGGCACAGAUCUGCCCGCGGCGGCCGCCCUUAAACCGGAAGCCGAGUGUCCACUGUGCCCGGCCGACAAAUCCUCCUGAAAAGGACGCUGUGCAGGUGCAUGUCGUCCGGCCACCUAUGCACCGACGCGGAAGAAACGGCCUGCCACGACGCAAUACGCCUGCGCUCAUAACCCGCCUCCAGUCCCAGAAGGCAGCGCGGCCGCGAUGCGGGGGUGGGGGGGGGUGUGCGUACCGGGGAAGACCGUAGGAGCAGGGACGUGUUGGGCGUGGCGGACGCGUUCGGCCUGGAGUGCGUAGAGGGGCGGAGCAUUUGAGGCUUCCAAGAAGCUGGUUGCAGCCAAGGGCCAGUGGUGCCUCCCUCUCUCUCUGGAUGUCCAAGAUCCCCCAACCAUCAUAGUUGCAGUGGAUGAGGUGCUGAGGGAGUUU